AGAAACGGAGAAGAAUGGUACCGACUCCGAAGUGCGAUUCAGCAGAUGAUGAUGAGACCGAAGGAGGUCCGUCAUUUUUUGCCGUUGGUUGCUGGAGUUGUUGAUGAUUUUGUUGACCGGCUUGGGUCGAAAAUUGACCCAGUGACGCAACAAGUUUCACUACUGAGAGACGAGAUCGCCAAAUGGAGCCUUGAAUCUUCAGCGAUGGUGUGUUUCGAAAAACGUUUAGGCUGUUUUGAUGGCGGAAGUGGAGAAACAUGGGCUGGGAAAAUGGUCGAGGCGAACAAACAAAUAUUUCUCUUGUCUGGUUUAUUGAAAUUCAGUCUUCCACUGUACAAACAUUUUGGCACGCCCAAGUGGAAAGAAAUCGUCCGCCACGAAGACUUCUUUUACGCAGAAGCUAUGCGUCUCGUCAGAGAAACGAUAUCAAAAAUACGGGACGCAGUUGACAAGGAAUCUCUGGAAGAAGGUCAGUACUCAUUCAUGACCUACCUUCUGUCACGCGGCGAGCUGCAAGAAAAAGACGUGUUCAUCCUCACGCUGUCUUUGUUUGCGGAUGGAUUGAGUACGACGACCCCAGCUGCGCUUUACAAUCUUUAUUGCUUGGCUGCGAAUCCCGAAGCUCAAGAAAAACUGAAAUCUGAGAUACGUGAAAAAGUGAAAGGCGAAGUUACUUCGGAGACUGUCGAGAACUUGCCGUACCUGAAAGCAUGCGUGAAGGAAGCCUUUCGGUUGUACCCGGUUGGAACGGAAGUUUCGAGGGUUAUUCAACAGGACUUGGUUCUCUCUGGAUUCCAUGUUCCUGCCGGAACUCACGUGGACUUGAGCCCCAGUGUGCACUUUUUAUCGGAAGAGCACUUCGAAGACGCUGCGAAAUUUGUUCCUGAAAGAUGGCUGAGGGACAAAUCGUAUUCCACACCGAAAGCAAAUGCGCAUCCGUAUUUGUUGACUCCUUUCGGCUUUGGCACUAGAAUGUGCGCAGGAAGGCGAUUUGCGGAACAAGAUCUUUACCUUUUGCUCAUCAAGGUCUUGCAAAAGUACGACCUUUCUUAUCCAACUGACGAACCCGAAUUGGGUCAGAAGUACAUGACGUUGCUGUUCCCGGAUCGUCCGGUCCGGGUUCUCUUCUCGCGAAAGCAUUCGGAAACGAAUCCGAACGCCAUGUGGUUGAGUGGGCGAGGGAUGUGGUUCACUUACGUGUUCGGCGUUUUCGCGUUGCACAUUUUCCUGCUGUCCAUCCCGUUCCUCAGCAUUCCUUGGGCCUGGACUCUCACCAACAUCACGCACGACAUCGCGAUGUUCGUUUUCUUGCACACGGUUCGUGGAGUUCCUUGGAUGACGCUCACACAGGGAAAAGAAAGUUCUAUGACCCACUGGGACCAAAUCGAUUACGGAGAGCAGUUCACUGCUUCCAAGAAAUUCAUCACCGUUAUUCCAAUCGUAUUAUAUAUUUUGACAAGUUACUACACGAACUACGAUUCUUUCCACUGCUUUGUAAACUUCAUGGCGUUGUUGCUGGUUUUGGUUCCGAAGCUUCAGUCGUGGCAGCAAAAUCCGAAGCAGCUGUGAAAAGUUGUGGCUUUUGAGAAUCACGAGAGAAGGAGAAAAAGAAAACUGCGUACCGAAGAAAAUUUCCCCCUCUUCUCCUUUGUGGUGAUGGGGGAAAAUGGCGGAAAAUUAAGGAUACUGAAUUUUUUGGAAGGAAAGUUACUCUGUUGUGAUGAUCGCAAAACGUGGUCCUGUCCACAGGGUUUUGUUGCUUUUUAAAACAUUUUAAUUCGAAAUUUUUGUGUGAAUUUGAAAUUUCGUUUCUCUGUCUUGCACAGUUGAUCCUUUUCCCCGAACGGGAUUUUAACUUUUGAUUCUACGUUUUUCUCAGCUGGACAAAUACGGAGUGCAUGGAUCAAUUCUGUCAGUUUCUUCAAUAUUUGAGAGAUUUCUUAUAUUGUCUUUUGAUGGCGUUUUUCAAUGUCUUGCUUUGUGUAUUGUUGGAAAAUUUCAUACCUUCAAGUUUCGUUUAUUGCUGUGAUAACUGGUGAGCCUUGGAUGUGUAUAAAGUUGAAAUUGUUUAACAAAAAUACAA
Messenger RNA from Notodromas monacha, 2083 nucleotides. NCBI's taxonomy places the organism in Eukaryota, Metazoa, Arthropoda, Ostracoda, Podocopida, Cyprididae. The record is from the annotation of a GenBank genome assembly.